Molecule: messenger RNA, 219 nt
Organism: Boleophthalmus pectinirostris (great blue-spotted mudskipper)
Lineage: Eukaryota; Metazoa; Chordata; Actinopteri; Gobiiformes; Gobiidae
Product: retinal cone rhodopsin-sensitive cGMP 3',5'-cyclic phosphodiesterase subunit gamma-like
Exons: 3
Coding region: 1-219 (72 amino acids)
Biological process (GO): positive regulation of epidermal growth factor receptor signaling pathway; visual perception; positive regulation of G protein-coupled receptor signaling pathway
Cellular component (GO): photoreceptor outer segment membrane
Molecular function (GO): cGMP binding; 3',5'-cyclic-nucleotide phosphodiesterase activity
Source: RefSeq, a predicted model, not a curated record
AUGAACGCUGGAGCCGCCGCCGGAGCCAAAGCUGCUCCUCCCAAGUUUAAGCAGAAGGAGGCGAGACAGUUCAAGAGCAAAGCCCCCAAAGCCGGACAGAAGGGGUUUGACAACGACGUUCCGGGGAUGGACGGACUUGGAGACUCGGCCGUGGUUUGUCCCUGGGAGGCGUUCGGCGACAUGGAGCUGAGUGACCUGGCGCAGUUCGGCAUCGUUUAA